This is a messenger RNA of Anopheles merus, 664 nucleotides long. RefSeq names its product endocuticle structural glycoprotein SgAbd-2-like. The transcript has 3 exons. Gene Ontology annotation, molecular function: structural constituent of chitin-based larval cuticle. Lineage: Eukaryota; Metazoa; Arthropoda; Insecta; Diptera; Culicidae. Gene Ontology annotation, cellular component: chitin-based extracellular matrix. The record is from RefSeq and is a predicted model, not a curated record. Bases 147 to 527 code for a protein of 126 amino acids.
CAACGCCUCGCUUCGGCUGCUGCCAGAUAUCGGAUCCAAGCUCGACAGCCAACAGUAGUGUAUUUCUUCUUCGAUUCUCUUCUAGCGUGACGUUAAGCAUUGGAAUUAGCUUCCGUGUGGCCGUAAUCAAAGUGUACACUGUCAACAUGAAUAAGCUCGCCAGUGUGCUCGUGAUCGCCUUAAUCGCAACCGUAGUGGCAGAUAAGGACGCAACCGUGCUGCGACAGGACGCGGAAGUCAACCCGGACGGUACAUACCAGUAUGCGUACGAAACCUCCAAUGGCAUUGUGGCGGAAGAACAGGGUACACUGAAAAAUUUGGGAGAAGAGCAAGCUCAGGUGGCACAGGGACAGUACUCGUACACCGACCCGGAGGGUAAUCGCGUCUCGGUGCAGUACAUCGCCGACGAGAAUGGUUUCCAGCCACAGGGUGACCAUCUGCCGACCCCACCACCAAUCCCGGAGGCAAUUGAGCGCGCUCUCCGACUGCUGGCAAACCUGAGCCGGAACAAGCGUGGUUCCGUAUAGUAAAAGCAGCUAGCAAACACUGCCCCCUUUUACCAAAAUAAGUUAGUGAUACAGGUCCCGGGCACUUGGCAGCAACUAGUCAUGUUUCUGAAGCGUAAAGUGACAAAGGAAAUAAAAACCACCAUUCUUUUAAACUA